Drepanopeziza brunnea f. sp. 'multigermtubi' MB_m1 is the source of this 3600-nucleotide messenger RNA. RefSeq lists its product as uncharacterized. NCBI's taxonomy places the organism in Eukaryota, Fungi, Ascomycota, Leotiomycetes, Helotiales, Drepanopezizaceae. The record is from RefSeq and is a predicted model, not a curated record. Gene Ontology annotation, molecular function: calcium-activated cation channel activity. Gene Ontology annotation, cellular component: plasma membrane.
AUGGAGUACGUCAGGAUCCUCGAUUCAGUCAUUAGGAGGCAGGAGGAGUCGGGAGGUCAAAAGCUUCUAGAUCUCCUCAAGAACCCCUUUUCAGCCCAGCUGGCCCAAAAUUCCGUGUACGCCAGUUUGGGAACGUCAAUUGGCUUCACUCUCCUCCUCGCCAUUGGAUUUUCCGCCCUCCGACCCUUCAAUUCCAUCGUAUACGCGCCGAAGCUCAAGAUCGCAGAUGACAAGCAUGCGCCGCCGCCGCUGGGGAAAGGCAUGUUCUCCUGGGUGGCGCCCAUUUUAAAGACGAGUGAGCAAGACCUGGUCGUCCUGAUUGGUCUGGAUGCCGUGGUGUUUAUGCGGACCCUGAAGAUGUGCCGGAAUAUCUUCCUGGUCAUGACGGUUGUGGGAUGUGGCAUUUUGAUCCCGGUGAACUUGGCCAAGGGGCAACAAUUCUCCAGCUCGACUGCACUUGCGCGAGUGACGCCUGUCAAUACCUUUGGAACUGCCAACUGGGGGAUGACGAUCUGUGCAUGGAUUUUCAACGCGAUACUUGCGUUUUUCCUGUGGUUAAACUACAGAGCAAUUCUGAGGCUGCGGAGGCAGUAUUACGACAGUCCAGAGUACCGGGCUAGCUUGCACGCCAGGACACUCAUGAUCAAUGACAUCCCCAAGAAUUUCUGUUCGGACGAAGGGAUUGGAAGGUUGAUUGAUCAGGUCGUGCCCACGUCAUCGUUCUCGAGAACAGCUAUCGCACGAAACGUGAAGGAGUUGCCAGAGCUGAUUGAGCAGCAUGGCCAAACGGUGCGAAGUCUCGAAAGAUACCUAGCGAAGUAUCUCAAGGAUCCGCACAACUUACCUCCCCGCCGACCAGUGUGCGGUCCCUCGAAGGAUGAUCCUAACUGGGGUACAUAUCCCAGGGGCCAUAAGCUGGACGCUAUCGAAUACUUGACAGGUCGUAUAAACCAGUUGGAGACGGAAAUCAAGGAAGUGCGCCUCACUGUGGACAACCGAAACCCUCUGCCAUACGGAUUUGCCAGUUACGAGGAAAUCACGGAGGCCCACAGCAUUGCCUAUGCGGCCAAGAAAAAGCAUCCCCAGGGGACAACGAUUGUAUUGGCUCCUAGACCCACAGAUAUUAUCUGGAAGAAUAUGCCCCUCACCAAGUCCCAAAGACGCUCGAGACGAUUCAUUAACAACCUCUGGGUCACCCUCUUGACUAUAGCAUGGAUUGCGCCAAACGCUUUGAUCUCGAUUUUUGUUAUCAGUCUGGCAAAUCUUGGUCACGUCUGGCCCGCUUUCCAGACAUCUCUAGAACGACACACAACGUGGUGGUCGAUCGUCCAAGGUGUGGCUUCACCAGCUAUCACGUCUUUGGUCUACUUGGUUUUGCCAAUCAUCUUCCGUCGUCUUGCUAUCCGAGCAGGAGACCGAACGAAGACUGCUCGCGAGCGCCAUGUUGCUGGCAAGCUUUAUACCUUCUUCGUAUUCAACUUCUUGAUUGUCUUUUCAAUGUUUAGUACCGUCUGGACGUUCGUGUCGACCGUCGUUGAAAAUACAGCGAACGGUACAGAUGCUUGGCAGGCUAUUCAGGAUGCCAACUUUGCGCAGGCACUUUUCAUAUCCCUUUGCAACAUCUCGCCCUUCUGGAUCACAUGGCUACUGCAGCGAAAUCUGGGAGCUGCUGUCGACUUGGCCCAGUUAUGGACUCUGGUUUGGAGUUUCUGCGUUCGAAAAUUCUCCAACCCGACUCCUAGGGAGAUAAUCGAAUUGACGGCCCCGCAGGCAUUUGACUACGCAUCGUACUACAACUAUUUCUUGUUUUACAGCACUGUAACGUUGUGCUUCGCGACAAUACAGCCGCUGGCCAUUCCAGCCUGUGCUCUGUACUUCAUCAUCGAUGUUUUCCUGAAGAAGUACUUGCUUCUCUACAUUUUCGUCACAAAGACCGAGUCCGGCGGCAUGUUCUGGCGCAUGUUUUUCAACCGGAUGAUUUUUGCUGCCUGCCUCUCAAACUUGGUAGUUUUCCUCUCAGUCUGGGUCCACGGAGACGGCUCCCACAUGGAGGCAUAUUUGAUAAUUCCCCUUCCGUUGCUCAUGUUGGCGUUUAAAUGGCUCUGCAAGAAAACCUACGACGACAAGAUCCACUACUUCGUCCAGGCCAACACGUCCAAAGACCCCGAAAACGAAAACUCCAAGAUCUUCGAUGCCAAGCGUGACAGACUCGCGGCCCGAUUCGGCCAUCCAGUGCUUUACAAACCACUAAUCACACCCAUGGUGCACGCCAAAGCACAGAACAUUCUCGCUUCCGUCUAUGGCGGUCGUCUCACAGACAGCAACGCAAUCGGCGCCAGUGAAUCAGCUUCCAUUUCCGGAUACACUGACACCUACACCCUCGAUCCUAUGCAAGCAGGGCAUGCCGGCAAGAAAUCUCAUGCCGGCAUUCCUGGUUUCGAACUGGUACCUGAGAACAGGCUCGACUUUGCGCAUUUCAAGGGUCGUGCCGAGUUUGGCGAGGAGCACGGAGGCGGCGGUGGUCUCUAUGGGAGAGCAGAGGAUAUGAUCCGCUCUGACACACCCGGUAACUCGACCGCAUACGGUGACUCGUUACCUGGGACGCCUCGGACGGCGACGUUCUCGAAUUUCGGGGGCGCGCCUUCAACAACUGCUCGCGCUGACCGCCAGGCGUCGAGCGGGUCGUAUGAUGCGCGUAGUGAUGCUGGGAGCAACUACAAUUCUAUGUAUGGCCACCGGAACGAAAGCGAAACGAACCUCAUGUCUGGAGCGGCGGAGCCCCCCGUCUCUCACGCGGGAGUGCCCAGUAGCGCCCGAGGUAGAGACCCGAGUCUAGAGCGGCGAGCACAUGGGUUCCUGGGUGGCGGACCGCAGGGCUACGGGGGCCUCCCGCAGGAAGAAGAGGAGCACCACCAGGACCCGAUGAACUAUGAUUAUUUCCGCACCCGGAGGCAGAACGCCGGGUGGCAGGGCUGGGGCGCCUUGGGAAGUUCGAGGGCUUGGCCUGGAAAGGAAUGGCAUGACAUGAUUGAUGACGAGAGUGGCUAUACCUACCUAGCUACUUCCCUAAUACUACACUUCAAGACAAGUUUUUCCUUGUUCUCAGUUAACGGCCAGGAUGCGGCCGUCCCCAACUUCAGGGUACUUCCCCAAGCCAACAUCGGACGCGCUCUGAUCUGGAGGAUCUUGGAUCCAUUCCUGCAUACUACCGGUAUCCUCGAUAAUACUGUAUCCUGGACCCGACCAAAGCCUGUCACAACACUUCCACACGGUGAUUUCGAACAUUCAAUUCAAGGCCUUUGUUCGAGGGUCCGUGCCGCACUGGGUAAGAAAUUGGGUGUUCUCUUUGCGCCGACAGCUGGUGCACCAGCGGCCCUAUUCCAAACUCUCCUACUCUGGUCGAGGGGGCUCGCACAUCAGCCUGGGGACUCGCUGUGUGGAAAGUGUGAGAAGUUCCAAUGUUCAGCAUCACCUGUGCUACCCUCGGGUCACGGAUCUACUUGUAUGAUCCAUCGAAUGUCUCUCGAUCUGACGCUGUCUUUUGACACCCACGACCACAUGGUAGAGCUGAUACCAUGGGUACGCACACUCGAUAGCUAG